Cercospora beticola is the source of this 1959-nucleotide messenger RNA. Its product is annotated as glycoside hydrolase family 76 protein. Lineage: Eukaryota; Fungi; Ascomycota; Dothideomycetes; Mycosphaerellales; Mycosphaerellaceae. Gene Ontology annotation, biological process: fungal-type cell wall biogenesis; carbohydrate catabolic process. The record is from RefSeq and is a predicted model, not a curated record. Gene Ontology annotation, molecular function: mannan endo-1,6-alpha-mannosidase activity.
CUUCCUCCUCAUCAACACUCUCCGCCCUCCUCCGCCGCCGCCUGACAUCUGUCUCACGCCUUUCCGCUCGUUCACUGAUCCGCUGUCGCUAUCUGUCCGCCGCCUGGACUGCCUCUGGAUCCCAGCUCACGAGCGCCAAGUCGCUCCGCCACCUCCGUGGCCUGUUUUGCCGCGACACUGGCAAAGGCUUGCGCGUUACCAAGACUGCACCGAACAACGCCUGGGACUGCAGCGAAGAGACUCCGUCGGCCAUACCCUCAUCCUCCGACGAUACUCGCCCGCUCAUCGCAUCACUCGCCGUGUCCGGCGCUUCCAUAGCCCCUUCGACGCUCACGUCGCGCGACCAUGAAGGCGGCAUCUGUGCUCGGCGCGCUGCUGGCGGCGCGCUCUGCCGCGGCCAUCGAGUUGAAUCUCAACGAUCAGAGUAGCAUCAAAGCAGCUGCGAGGACAUGCGCAGAUGGCAUGAUGAGCUUCUACAAGGGCAACGUGACUGGAGGCAUUCCAGGUCUGCUCCCUGGCCCAUACUACUGGUGGGAAGCCGGUGCCAUGUUCGGCGCAAUGAUUGAUUACUGGUACUAUACGGGCGACUCGACAUACAAUGGCGUCACGACAGAGGCUAUGCUGUUCCAGGUCGGACCCGAUGAGAACUACAUGCCUCCCAACCAGUCAAAGUCGUUGGGUAAUGAUGAUCAGGCAUUCUGGGGUAUUGCCGCCAUGACCGCAGCCGAAGCGAACUUUCCCAAUCCUCCAGAGGACAAACCACAAUGGCUAGAACUGGCUCUAGCUGUUUUCAACUCUCAGACAGUACGAUGGGACACGACAUCCUGUGGCGGAGGCCUCAAAUGGCAGAUUUUCACAUUCAACAACGGUUACAACUACAAGAACGCCAUCUCGAAUGGCUGCUAUUUCAAUCUAGGCGCUCGUCUGGCCCUUUAUACGGGCAACUCCACCUUUGCCGAUCUGGCUAGCCGCAUGUGGGACUGGACUACGAGCGUCGGUCUUAUCAGUAAUGAAUACUUUGUCUACGACGGUUCUGAUGAUACGCUCAACUGCACUGAGCUGAACCACAUCCAAUGGUCCUACAACGCUGGCGUCUUCCUCUACGGCGCUGCGACCAUGUGGAAUUUCACACAAGGCACAGCAGAUGAAGCAAAGUGGCGCGAGCGUACCCAAGGUAUGCUUGACGGCGCAAUCAAGAUCUUCUUCCAAGGUCAGAUUAUGUACGAGGUGGCUUGCGAACCUUCCGGAAAUUGCAACGUGGAUCAGCAAUCGUUCAAAGCCUACCUGUCAAGAUGGAUGGCAGCUACGACCAAAGUUGCGCCCUGGACACACGACACUAUUGUUCCGCUGAUCGCUGCAUCUGCUGAAGCUGCUGCGAAGACAUGUACUGGAGGUGCCACCGGCCAAUUCUGCGGGACCAAGUGGACCGAAGGCGUGUUCGAUGGAGGCAUGGGUGUAGGACAACAGAUGAAUGCUCUCGAAGUCAUUCAGAGCAACCUGAUCGAUCUUGUACCAGGACCUCUCGGAAACAAGACUGGUGCAUCUUCCAAGGCCGGCGACUUGAACGUUGGUCUUGGCGGUGAUAAGAAUCCGCUUGCACCUCCCAGUGCUAUCACCGCUGCGGAUCGCGCAGGCGCUGGUAUCAUAUCCGCACUGGUGAUCGUUGGUCUGGUCGGCGGAGCGUGGUGGAUGGUUGCAUAAAUGCAUUGGCGUUGGACAUAAAGACAGACAGAACAGCAUAAUGCUAAUGCUACGGAAUCAGAUUUGAUGUUUCUAUCGACGCGUGCUGCCCCGAGAUUGGAUUCUCACGGCGUUGGAUGUGGACAUGUGGGCUAAAAGGUUGCUAUUCUGACGAACACAUGUACAAUAACGAGUUCCUGCGAUGACACUCUCUAGACAUAUCUUCUUUACUUUUUUGAUCAGUCGAGUUUCGACUGAUGUUCCAAUCCUUGUCAGAAC